Terrapene triunguis (Three-toed box turtle) is the source of this 819-nucleotide messenger RNA. Its product is annotated as C-type lectin domain family 12 member B-like. The record is from RefSeq and is a predicted model, not a curated record. The transcript is spliced from 7 exons. Bases 1 to 819 code for a protein of 272 amino acids. NCBI's taxonomy places the organism in Eukaryota, Metazoa, Chordata, Testudines, Emydidae.
AUGACAGAGGAAAUAACAUAUGCGGAUCUGGAAUUUAAUAAAUCUUAUGCACUGGAAAAUAUCCCAAAGCCUCCCACUCCUGAGGAAAAAGGUCUCCUUACUUCAUUCCCAUGGCGUCUGGCUGCCCUGACUUUGCUCACAUUGUGUCUGGCAUUAUUGGUAGGACUGCUAGCCCUGGGGGUUGUGUUUUUCCAAGUUACCAACAUCUGCCAGGAAGAGAAUGUAAAACUCAAGCAGAAGGAGAAAGCUCUGCAAACAAAUUUCUCAAGCAGGCUGCAAGAAAUAACAGAGAGUUUGUGUCUGGAAGGGGAAGUGAAGAAUAAAAAUAAUGAAAUGAGUUGUACACUCUGCCCCACAAACUGGCAACGAAUGGGAGAAGACACCUGUUACUAUAUUUCUUCAGGGAAGAAGACAUGGGAGGGGAGUCGGAACUUCUGUGCCUCACAAAAUUCCACCCUUCUCAUGAUAAAAUACAAGGAGAAGCUGGAUUACAUAGGUCAAUAUUUUAUUAAAGAAAUGUACUGGAUUGGAUUAUCACGUAAAACUGAAAGAGAUGGCUGGUUUUGGGAGGACACCACAGCUCUUUCUACAUCAGAAAAGGGGCUGUGCCUAGGAACACUGUGGAGGUUUGGAUCCAGUGUCAUAGGAAUUAGUGCUCUCCAGUGCCCUGUGGAUGACCCAUCUGAGAUCCCAUCCUUGGCUAAGUCCUGUGCAUUUCUGUGGAAGAAGUAUAUUUAUGCCUCGAAAGGCUGUAAUGAGAACAGUCUCUGGAUCUGUGAGAAGGCACCCAUCCAGCUGAGGCUAACAGACAAUCAGUAG